Molecule: messenger RNA, 3753 nt
Organism: Actinia tenebrosa (Australian red waratah sea anemone)
Lineage: Eukaryota; Metazoa; Cnidaria; Anthozoa; Actiniaria; Actiniidae
Biological process (GO): positive regulation of canonical NF-kappaB signal transduction; positive regulation of JNK cascade
Molecular function (GO): protein binding; signaling receptor activity
Source: RefSeq, a predicted model, not a curated record
GAUCUCUUGGAACUAUUAGAGCGGUGGGGAUGACGUUAUCGUUCUAUUUAUAAGUGGAUCACAUGACGUACUGUGCGUAACGGCUGCCAGUAAUGAUGCAAUUUUUAUUUUGGAGUGGUGUAUUACAUAGCUAACUUUCAAGUUUUUCCACAGUAGCGAGAACAGAGCGGCAAAUUUUAUACUCAAACUCCUCCACUCUAGGGGUUAUCGCUUUCCAGCUGGAGAAAAAAACAAAAAAAAAAAACAAACAGCAAGAGCAACUUAUGAACUACCGUGAUUUGGGAUGCCUUAAAGUUAGCUUAAAUUCGUUUCUGAAUUUGUAGGCAAAACAGGUAAAAAGAACGAAAUAUUUCGUUGGAUUUUUGAGGUAAGACUUGAGUUGAUAUAGCAGUCUGCAAGGUAGGUUUGACUACAUCAUAAUAGCUGUUCCCCUUACACCUGUAAAAACUCGAAGAAGGUUUAUGUUGCGUUAUAUAAUAUUUAAAUUAUCACUUUAUCAAAAUGCCAUUAAUAUCCUUGUUUUAUUUAUGUUUGUUUUUACUAUUAAAAGGGUCGUACUCCACCAGGGGUAUAGCUACACCCCGAAAAAACAUUUUAAUUACUUUUGCGAAUCGAGGAUAAUCGGAAAACCUUCGCCCGCAGAAGGCACCGAUUCGAAAAUCGAUGAAAUUAUUUUUGUAUACACUGAGUAAAAAACUAUGAUGUUUUCUUGUUUUUUUCUUCUCUUUGUUUGUUUGUUUCUUUUUCUUUUUCGUUUUCGUUUUCGUUUCUUUUUCUUUUUCAGCGUACUCGCCUCAGUCGUAUUCAAGAAAGCCAUCCGCAGCAUUCGUAACGAUCUGGUAACGAAGUGAUGGUGCAAUAAUUUCUUGGCUAACGUGACGUAAGGGGAAUCCCCGACCCUAGACAGAAACGUCGUUUCUAUGUUUUUUCUAUUUCUUCGCAGAGGAAUGGAAAAGCUCUCUAAAAUGUUUAAUUUUACUGAUCCAAAACACGUAAAGAAGCUUAUCAAGAUCUUGGCAUACAUUUUCAUGAUGAAGUUUAGUCGUAGGGAAGGUGAUUUCAGGUGUAGACCACCUAGAACUUGCAAGGUUUUGAUUGUCUUCAUCUUCAUAUUAAAGUUGCUGCAAGCUGCUAAUGGAAGUUCAUGUGGAUACAAUGAAGCGCUUCAGUGUAGCAAUAGUAAUUCAAGCGAUUGUAGCUGUGUGAAGUGCUUGGUUUGCCCACCUGGAGAAGGGCUGUAUCCACAAUGUGGGUCUAGAGUAUUGAAGAACAACACAACCAUGCAAUGCAAACCUUGCAAAAUGGGAACAUAUUCAGACCAAAGGGAUUUUGGCUCAUGUCGUUCAUGCGAUCCUUGUGCACGUGUUGGACAAGAGACUUUAAGAAAAUGCACUGCAACACAGAAUGCCAUAUGCAAAAAAGGGUCUUGUAUAGAUGGGUUUCAGUGGGAUGAUAUGAUUAAAAUGUGUGAACAAGUACCUUUUACCCCCAGCAAGCAUGCACAAAGGAGCACCAUCUCUCAAAAAGCCAUGACAGUAAGACCAUCAACUGAUCAAGAAGGACCAAUAUUAGCAUCCUCUAACACAUCUGGCAAUGUUUCAGGUCCAAAUGAAACAGUACCGACCACCAUGAUAAAACAAAGGAAAACCAAACCCCCUCAAAUAAUACCCACCAGAACACCAUCAGUGAAAGAACAGCCAAUAUUGAAAUCCAGUAACAUGACCAGCAAGAAUGAGUCAGAUUCAAAUGAAAAAGUGAUAAAACCUAUCAAAGAAAUAAUAACAAGAACCCCAGAUUGGGCUUAUUAUAUUAUUGCCUUUUUGUGUCUUCUUCUUCUUCUAUUUCUGUGCUAUAUGGGCUUUAAGAAUAGGGAGAAGAUCAAAACGAGGUAUUUAAACCCUUUAUACUGCUCAUGCAAAAGAUUUCUGGUGACCGAUGAACAAAUAGAAGAUCCAAUUGAAACUACACCAAUGCAUCCAGAUCUUGGAGAAGAAGUAGAGCUGGAAGAGAUAGUUUCUUCCAAUGGACGAAGGGCUGAUAUGGAUCAAAUGCAACAAGGGGAAAGAGCAGUUCAGGGACCUGCAAGGUCUAGGUCUGAUGAACAAGAUCCACAAUUAAUGGUAGAUCAUGCUGCUAAUUCAAGCCCUAUGGAGCACCGAGGAGAGGAGGCCACUCGUAAGUUAAAUUAUGAUAUUCCUGAUCUGUAUGCUCAAAAAUUGAAAGACAUUCCAGAUGAUUUGAAGUGUAGCAUCUCAGUCAAAAUAAGCAAAAAAGUAUCAGGUUUGAAAGGAUGGGAAGAGAUGGGAGGCCUCUUUGAUAUAUCCAAGGAUACCCUUGAGGAAGUCGAAACACGAUGCUCUUAUGGAUCACAAAGUAAGCUUCCAGGUCAAGAACUGUUUGACCUUCUUGUGUCAAGUAAGCCAAAUCUUACUGUCAAAGAAUUCAUAGUAAAACUUAAGUUAAUUGAUAGAGAAGAUGUCAUUGAUCGCAUCCAUGAAAAAUGGAGUAAGUUGGUCAAAGGUCACACUUAAACAGUAUGUAUGUAUAAUGUGUAGUCCCAGAAAUUAUCCUUAACCCCACCCCCACUCUCCACGGAGGGUUUUUAAGAGACCCUCCUACCCCCAAGAAAGUACAAUUUUUUUUCCAUACAAACUCUGCAAUUUUUUUCUUUCUCUCACCCCCUUCCCCCUCCCCCAACUCUCAGAAAUUCCAGAUUCUUUAGAGGAGAGGGAAGGGUAUGGGUAAUUCCUUGAACUACACAAUCUUCUAGCCAUUCCAGAUGCCACUCCACUGCAUCAUGAUCAGUGCCAAUCUUAUCAUAUGGCAAUUGAGCGGUUAUUGAUUCAGAUUGCAUUUUUUAUUUGUUCCCCUUUCUUUAUUUUGAAGAUGUGAAGACUUGUCUUAAGUUGAAUAUGAAGUUCCCGCUCAAAUUUUAGCCCAAAUUGGAAUUCCUUAAAUCAGUGACUGGUUUGAACCAGCUGUUUUCUUCUCAACUUGGUGCUGUAUUAGUGGUCUUUGCCCUCCAAACUUAGUUGAUUUGAAUUGUUCCCCAAAUUUGGAUGCAUGAGAAGCAGGAGCAAGUUUAAAGUGGUAAACUGGGAGAGGAAUUAAGUAGAAAACCCACUUCUUCUCCCUGUGUGUCACAUUUCAAACUCACCCUCAUGCACUAGACAGGAAGAUAACUCAACUUGACAGGGGGAUUCUAGAGGGAAAAGACACAGCUUACACUAUGCUGCAUUUGUUGUCCCAAAUUAAAGCUAUGUGCCAAAAUGAUUCAGCUCUUGCACAGGAAUCAUAAUGCAGUGUUGAGUGGAGCAGCAUCUGGAUUGGAUCUUUAUAGCUGAUCAUAAAUUAGCUUUAUUUAAUUGUUGGCAUUCUUUGUGCAGCAAACAGCUAAUAUAUUAUUAUGAUCAGAGUCCAUUUUUAAGACUUAAAAAAGAAUUUAUCUGAAAAAGCAAAAUGUUAUAUUAUGCCAAUCACAGUUUUGAUAUUGUGUGGUAUAAUAUAAAGACAUGAAUCUGCACAGUUGCAGUACAGACAAGUACCCUGCAAAGCACUGCGUAUGAUGUCAAAUCUCAACACAGUGGGAGUACAGACAAAUACCCAUCGCACUGAGUAAAUAUGAGGACAGUUAAUGUCCACAUAGUGGUUGUCACUGACAAGCACCCAUUUGAAUAUGAAGACAGUUAAUGUCCACAUAGUGGGUGUCACUGACAGAGUCUUCAUUUGAAUAUGAAGACAGAUAAUGUCCAC